CCGAGACUCGCCGCCGCAGCCGCCGGAGUAGCCGCCGCCGGAGCAGCGCGCAGCCAUGGCCGAGAACCCCGGCUUAGAGAACCACCGCAUCAAGAGCUUUAAGAAUAAGGGCCGAGAUGUAGAGGUGCUGAUUGCUCCAACCGUCUUGAUAUGUUUCCCUCUUUCUUCCUAAUUUUGCAGAACAUGAAGUUUUUCAGGAAUCUAUACGUCAUAUAGCAGACAAUGCGAAGACACAGAAAUGAAGUGACAGUUGAACUGAGAAAGAACAAAAGAGAUGAACACUUACUGAAAAAAAGAAAUGUUCCCCAAGAAGAAAGUUUAGAAGAUUCAGAUGUUGAUGCUGAUUUUAAAGCACAAAAUGUAACACUAGAAGCUAUAUUGCAGAAUGCCACAAGUGAUAACCCAGUGGUCCAGUUGAGUGCUGUCCAGGCUGCAAGAAAACUAUUAUCCAGUGACAGAAAUCCACCAAUUGAUGACCUAAUAAAAUCUGGAAUUUUACCAAUUCUAGUGAAAUGUCUAGAAAGGGAUGAUAAUCCUUCAUUACAGUUUGAAGCUGCGUGGGCAUUAACCAAUAUAGCAUCAGGAACUUCUGCACAGACUCAAGCUGUUGUACAGUCUAAUGCCGUACCUCUUUUUCUAAGACUUCUCCAUUCACCACAUCAGAAUGUUUGUGAACAAGCAGUAUGGGCUUUGGGAAACAUUAUAGGUGAUGGUCCUCAAUGUAGAGAUUAUGUCAUAUCACUGGGAGUUGUCAAACCUCUUCUGUCCUUCAUCAAUCCCUCCAUUCCCAUCACCUUCCUUCGGAACGUCACAUGGGUCAUUGUCAAUCUCUGCAGGAAUAAGGAUCCCCCACCGCCUAUGGAGACAGUUCAGGAGAUUUUGCCAGCAUUAUGUGUCCUCAUAUACCAUACGGACAUAAACAUUCUUGUGGAUACUGUUUGGGCACUGUCAUACCUGACAGAUGGAGGUAAUGAGCAGAUACAGAUGGUUAUUGAUUCAGGGGUUGUGCCAUUUCUUGUGCCCCUUCUGAGCCACCAGGAAGUGAAAGUUCAAACAGCAGCACUCAGAGCGGUUGGCAACAUAGUGACAGGUACCGACGAGCAGACCCAGGUUGUUCUCAACUGCGAUGUCCUGUCACACUUCCCAAAUCUCUUAUCACACCCAAAAGAGAAGAUAAAUAAGGAAGCAGUGUGGUUCCUUUCCAACAUUACAGCAGGCAACCAGCAACAAGUUCAAGCUGUAAUAGAUGCUGGAUUAAUCCCUAUGAUUAUUCAUCAACUUGCCAAGGGGGACUUUGGAACACAAAAAGAAGCUGCUUGGGCAAUUAGCAACUUAACGAUAAGUGGCAGAAAAGAUCAAGUUGAGUACCUUGUACAGCAGAAUGUAAUACCACCAUUCUGUAAUUUACUGUCAGUAAAAGAUUCUCAAGUUGUUCAGGUGGUUCUAGAUGGUCUGAAAAACAUUCUGAUAAUGGCUGGUGAUGAAGCAAGCACAAUAGCUGAAAUAAUAGAAGAAUGCGGAGGUUUGGAGAAAAUUGAAGUUUUACAGCAGCAUGAAAAUGAAGACAUAUAUAAAUUAGCAUUUGAAAUCAUAGAUCAGUAUUUCUCUGGUGAUGAUAUUGAUGAAGAUCCUAGCCUCAUUCCUGAAGCAACACAAGGAGGUACUUACAACUUUGACCCAACAGCCAACCUUCAAACAAAAGAAUUUAAUUUUUAAGUUCAAUUGAGUGCAGCAUCUUUCCCACAUUCAAUAUGAAGCACCACCAGAUGGCUACCAAAUGACAAGAACAACAAGUACAAAAGGCUCCAAAACAUACAUGCCUCUUUGUUUUGAUGCUUCUAAAGCAAGCCAUGUCUCAGUCACUUUGCAGUUGCCAAAAGUCACUAUCCACAUGGACUGUAAAUGCAUAUGCAUGAUUUCCUAAACUGUUUUAGAAUUCUCCUUAACAAUCUCAACUACCCUAUUUUUCCCUGUUCCCUGGUGCCACACGCUGACAACCGCAGUCUCCAGUUUAGAAUAUUCUGUAGUGGUGGCAUGUCAGCUGCCCACUUGAUAUUCCUUUGGAAAAUGGUGCGCUAUGGAUCAAGACACUUUGGUAUGACACAUACACAUGUUGGAAGACUUUAAAGAGGUGCAGUCUGAUCUGAGCCUCCAUCAUUGUCCUCCACAAACAUAUUUUCAUACUCUUUAUGUGGAAGAAUAGAUUUUAAAGUACAAGCCAAAUGAUUUUCAUUGGUGGAACUGACACAAACAAAAAGUAACUUAAAAAAAAGAAACUUGGUUAUUGAUUAAACAGAUAAGUUUUAAAAAA
This is a messenger RNA of Lagenorhynchus albirostris (white-beaked dolphin), 2311 nucleotides long. RefSeq names its product karyopherin subunit alpha 3 (gene KPNA3). Gene Ontology annotation, biological process: NLS-bearing protein import into nucleus. The transcript has 18 exons. Lineage: Eukaryota; Metazoa; Chordata; Mammalia; Artiodactyla; Delphinidae. Gene Ontology annotation, molecular function: nuclear import signal receptor activity; protein binding. Gene Ontology annotation, cellular component: nucleus; cytoplasm; nucleoplasm. The coding region runs from base 223 to 1716 and encodes 497 amino acids. The record is from RefSeq and is a predicted model, not a curated record.